This is a messenger RNA of Plodia interpunctella (Indianmeal moth), 1471 nucleotides long. RefSeq names its product shifted (gene shf). Gene Ontology annotation, biological process: anatomical structure development. Gene Ontology annotation, molecular function: signaling receptor binding. The transcript has 8 exons. Gene Ontology annotation, cellular component: extracellular region; cell surface. Bases 166 to 1266 code for a protein of 366 amino acids. Lineage: Eukaryota; Metazoa; Arthropoda; Insecta; Lepidoptera; Pyralidae. The record is from RefSeq and is a predicted model, not a curated record.
UUCAGUUCUACUGCGGCCGCAGACAAAUACGCACGACUGGCGGCCUCGCGUGAAAAAACUUCGAAAUAUACCGAAAACCGCGAAACUUUUGUGGACUUGUAUAUAUGUGAAAUUGUGACAACAAAUUGAACGCAACGAAAGUGAAAAGUUUCAGCCUAAGCCAGCAUGUGGCGGUCGGCGUCGACGGGCGCCCGUCUGGCGGCCGGCGUGGCGCUGGCCCUGUCCCUAGCCCUGGGGUCAGGCCGGAGAGUAUACAAGGAUCCAGAACCUGACGUCAGAUAUCAUACAGAUAUAUCGCUGUGGAUUGACGAGAGACAAGUGCGAAUGUUCAGCGGUCUAGCAAUGAAAAUAUUCGCAAUAAUCGACGGCAAUGUGCAAUCCUACAUCCUAGACCCGAACUUCUCGUUGAAACUGCCGGUGAUUCCUUCAGAAGUGAACUACGUGAAUUUCACGUGGAAGUCUAAAAAGCGAUACGAGUACAACUUUGAGACACUCUCAUCAUCAGAUCUGAAGAUAAUGAAGCCGCCAGUUCUUUCCAUUAAAACUAGAGGACGAGUGCCGAAGACCCCCAAAGAAUUCAGUGUAUCGUUGCCUUGUAUGGGCAAUGUCAGCGGGGUCGCAACCUUCGGCAUCAGUUUAGAACUGAAGACCGUUCACAAUAACGUGUCUUUAAAAGGUACCCCCUUGAGGUUAAACCUAAAAAAGGAAUGCGCACAGAGAGGUGUGUAUUUAGAAAGGACAGGGCCGGACCCCGAGUGCGACAAGAAAUGCGCCAACCAGGGCUGGUGCAACCACGAGAAGAUUUGCCAAUGUCCUGAGGGGUACAUGGGACAGCAUUGUAAAACAGCAUUGUGCUACCCUCAGUGUGUGAAUGGCGGGAAUUGCACUGCGCCUGGUGUGUGCUCGUGUCCGCCCGGGUACCAGGGACGGAAUUGUGAAGGAGGUCUAUGUUCUCAGAAGUGUCUGAAUGGCGGGAAGUGCAUUCAGAAAGAUACGUGUCAGUGUACAAAGGGUUAUUAUGGGUUAAGGUGUGAAUUCUCAAAAUGCGUGAUCCCCUGUUUAAACGGGGGCCGCUGUAAAGGCAUAAACAAGUGCCGCUGUCAGCACCGUUUCGCGGGCAACCACUGCGAGGUGGCGCUGCGCGGCGGCGAGUGCACGCGCGGGCGCGGCUGCAGACACGGCGUGUGCGCGGGCGGCCGCCGGGGCCGCAACUGCAGGCGCUCCGACGGUUCAUCUGAAGAUUCCAGUGAACACAGAAGAUUUUAAAAGAAUUGACAAUUUGUAAACAUGCAAAAUUAAAGACAAGCCUACUUAAUAAGUAAUAAUGAUGUGAUUUCUUUAAUAUUAUUAUAAUUUUUAUACAUAAUUACAUAAUGUAAAUGAAUAUUAAUGAUUAGUCAUUUAGAUUGUAAGUUCUAUGCAAUUAGGUUUUUUAAAAGAUAUGCAAUAUAAUAAAAAAUACAGAGUUUUA